Seminavis robusta is the source of this 1437-nucleotide messenger RNA. NCBI's taxonomy places the organism in Eukaryota, Bacillariophyta, Bacillariophyceae, Naviculales, Naviculaceae. The record is from the annotation of a GenBank genome assembly.
AUGCAGAAACGAGGCUUGAAAGCGGCCAUGUUCAUGGGAUCCGCUCUUGCAAUUUCGUCAGCCAAAGCUGAUGGCAAAGAGAUUGAGAUAGUCUCUCGGGAAGUCACCUCAGGUCUUCAAAAUGGCCCAUUUAGUGUCUUCACAAGUGGCACCAGUUAUCCAACCAUUACCAUGGAAUGCAGAAGUCAGGAUGGCUCAACAUCCGCAGUCGCAGAUCUAGAGAUAAGAGCCGUGCCUACAGAGGAUGACCUGCCAACAGAGAUUGGUUCCUUUGGGGUUUGCAACUCUGGUGGCGAGUGGGAAUGGGGGGCACAACCCCUUUGUGUACAGGUGGAAAGAGUAUCCCUUUGUGGUAACUCCAAGGGUGUUUUCUGUUCAGGCAUUGACUCUUUUGGCAGUGUUGGUGUACGGAAUAUCAUGGUUCCAGAUGGAGAUUCUGUGACAGUUUCCCUGAUGGGGACAGCCACAGUCAGUUUGAACUAUGACAGCUAUUGCCAUACAGCAGUUGGAAAUGGUGUGUCUGUAAAAUCAUCAAUCAAUGAAUUAGAUGCCAUCUACCCAAGAUACACUGAACCAGCCUGGACAGUUACGCUUGCAGAUGUUGGAAUGGAACUCCCGGAAUGCAACACCUGCAUAGAUGACUGUGAACCGGGUGGGUCUGAAUUUGACACUUGUGCUGCCGCCAAGGGGACGGACGUCACCCUAUACCCAGAAGAGACACACAAUACUACUCUUCCCAGCAACUCUUCCAACACAACUGUCCUUGAACAUACCAAAACUAUUGACAUUAUUUCACAAGAUGUGAUCUCCUCUCUUCAAAACGGUCCCUUCAGUGUCAUCACAAGCGGUUCAACAUACCCCUCCAUCAGCAUGGAGUGUCGGAGCAUGGAUGGUUCCAUCUCUACCCCAUUGGCAAAUAUUCAAAUGAUCGGUCCGGUUCCCACUGAAUAUGACAUUCCCAUGGAUCUUCGGCUGUAUUGGCCCUUUGGAGUUUGCAACAAUCGUGGAGAUUGGGAAUGGGGGGCACAACCAAUCUGUGUGCAGGUAGAAAGAGUAUCCCUGUGUGGUGGCUCUAAGGGGGUGUUCUGUCCUGGAAUUGACUCUUUUGAGGGUGUUGGCAUCAGAAAUAUCACUGUCCCUGAAGGAGACUCAGUCACCAUCGCCCUUAUGGGAACAGCAACAAUAAAUACAAACUAUGACAGCUACUGUCACACAGCUGAUGAAGGCACUGUAUCUGUGGAGUCCAAGAGUGAUGAGUUAAGUGUGGUCUACAGAAGAUAUGAAGAGCCUUCCUGGUCUAUUACAUUGGCUGGUGUUGGGGAUGUACUACCAGGGUGUUCCACUUGCGAGGACGGAUGCAACAAUGGAGAGUCCCAAUUUGACACAUGUGGAUCUGAGGGUGGUAGUGGCAAUGUCUCCCGCGGCGACUUGCCGUAA